CAGCGGACUUGACAAAAGCAGCCUUCGCGGCGCUUUAACGAGCCUAAAGGUAGCCCAAGAUAGUUGAACAGUACCUCAUCAACCUACCCGAGCUCUGGGAGAGGUAUCAGAGCCUACGGGCCGCCCAACUCCUCGGACUCAUACAGCGCUAGACAAGAGCACUUCGGCUCCCAUCCAGCGCUAGGCCCCGUGCAGCGCUAGGCCCCGUGCAGCGCUAGGCCAAGAGCAGAGACGAACACCAAAAACACAAGAAUGAACAUCAGCCAGCCCGAGCCCGAGGACCCGGCCCUGACGCCUGUGCACGCGUCCGAGCCGAGCCCGACGGAGCUCCUCAAGGCGGCUUUAGCGAGCGACGCUCCCUUAGCGGAGCGCUUCUCUCCGCAUGAGUUCGCCGCGUGUGUGUCGGCCGCCCAUGCCGACGGCGACACCGAGGCUAUUGCGAGGGCCGCGAGAAGGUGCUUCGCGAGUGCCCCGCCGAAGCAACUGAGGAGCUGGGCCACGCAUCUCUUGUGCUGCCGCGUGGCCCAGAAUGACGGACCGUUUGGGUUAUUAGCGAAGCUAGCAGAAACGAAUCAAAGAGCUUGUGGCCACGUUUUUGCCGCGGGCGAUAUUGCGUGGAAUUGCAGAACCUGCCAAAAAGACAACACGUGUGUCCUUUGUGACGCUUGUUUUAGAUCCUCAAAUCACCAGGGCCACGAGGUCUUCUUCCACCGGGCCGCGCCGGGCGGCUGUUGCGACUGCGGGGACCCGGAGGCAUGGGUCGCCGAGGGCUGCUGCGCGAAGCACCGAGCGUCUUCGGUCGUCGAGGAGGAUCCUCUAGCAUCACUACCACCCGGUCUAAGGCAAGCGGGCGAAGUUGUGGUACGAGAAGCGGCUCGGUAUGUCGUGGGAGCCGCUGUGCGGGCGGCCGGUGCCCACGAACCCUUCAACUCGAACCCGGCCUUCUCGACGACGGAACCGAACGAGGAGACGGGCUUGUUAGAUAGACUUUCCGCAGCAGCGCAAUCGAGGGACGAGGAUCAAGGUGUUAGGGUGAGAUUGCACGACGACGACGUCCACUCGUAUGACGAUGUCAUUGGCGCCUUAGCUGGUCUCGGUCUCUCAGUAGCACGAGCUCGCGAUUUAGCUGGAAGGGUAGACCGCGAGGGCGACGCGUUGUUGCCGCUCGGUGACGCCCAAACAGCAUUACGAGCCGUGCACGCGCGCGGGUUACUAGGUGCGGCGGUCGACGACGAGCUACUUGAACGAGAACUGCGAGCCACGCAACUCGCGAAGUGGCUCUCGGAGUUGGUGAGAGGUGCGGACGCCCUGCGACGCCUCGUGGCGGACGCCUUCGCGGCGCCUCUACCCUUACCCAAUACGCCGGGCGCGCCUGCUCUACUCAAGUCGUCGCGCUUCUCAUUGGUUGAGCGACUAGAGAAGAGUGAAAGGCGACUGCAGCUCGACGAAGGUGAGAGCGGCUUCGCUUCCAGUGCCUUUGGCGUUUUGGUGGCCUGCGACGCGCUACUCCCAAGACCGCUACGUUCCGCGUGCCACGACGUGCUGUUGAGGGCUUUAGUGGACGCCGUCGCGCGGGCGUCGCUCGCCGAUGCUCUACUAGGCGCCUACGGGAGUGUGUCUCGACUAUUCGCGCGCGGCGUGGGCACGGCCGACGACACUAUAUUUGCUUUAUCUGUGCAGAUCUUCACGACGCCUUCAUUAGUACGACGUGCAUUAACACCGAGACGCGACGACCCAAAACUAGCGCAUGCUGGUGUUUUAGCGGUCGUCCUCAGAGCUCUACUGGCCUGUUUAGGGUCUGCCGGUUGUGAUGCAGCAAGAGAACGAAGAAGAGAAGGGAGGCACGCGAGACCUUCUCGAAGAGCGCCGCCAGCCUUGGAACCGUCGUCGCCCCUGCCGCACGAAAGCGAGUCGGACGAAGAGGAUGAACGAAGGCAACAGAUCCUGGAGAGGUGGCGCCAAGAAGAUUCGAGUCCGGGAGCCACGCCUCGGAGACGUAGCACAACUCCUUCAAUAGACCCGGACCGGUUCCUGGAAGAGCCCGUGGUCCAACAUCGACGGUUCGCGCACGCUUUACGUGAUUUCGAGUACGCCCUGCAGACGGAGAAGGUCGCCCACGAGAUGCUACGGGCCGAGUUUGUGGAUGAGGGCGGGCCGGGCCGGGCGCCUUUGCGAGCGUGGCUGGCUUUACUGUCGCGCUUGCAAGGUGUGGAUGAGGCCACGAGAAGGGAUGGGUCGGAGCCCCAUGUAGAAUAUGAAUCCAGAAGAUGGGUGCCCGCAUUUAACCUCGCGUUAAAUGUGGCGUCUGCUACCGAGUUGCUCGUCGCUCGAGCUCUCGAAGUGGACGAUGGCCGGGAAGCCGCGCUAGGCGCUCUGUGGGGCGGCGCCGCGGCUUUACUCGAGUGGCUGGCAGCUAGGGCCGGUACCCAUGAAUGGAGACGCGUCUCGAAAUUUGAAGAAUUGACAGUUCAGAGUGAUGGAGAUGUUAUACUGUACGAUGUCUGCUCGCAGCCCGUAUCUCUACACUUACCUUUACAUAGAUUCGUGGCGGCUGCCGCUCUCAAAGCCGCGGCCGUUGGCUUGGAUCCACUCCCACCUCUAGCGUCGGCGGCACCUCGAGACCGACGGCGCGUCGUCGUCGCCGCGGAGAGAUUGGAAGACUUGUCGGACGACGAGGACGACGACACGGAGCGGAAGGCGGUCAAGACGCUGGCGUCGACUGAGUUAGCCGAUUUGUUCGGGAAAGCGUCGUCCGAUGACAAAUGUGGAGUGGGUCUACAGCAGUGCACGUCGCCCGAAGAAGCGUCUCGGGUCCGAGACGCUCUGGGAAGAGCAUUAGUGGACCACCCACUACGAGCUUUAGCGUGUGGCGCCCACGUCGCCGCCGGAUUGUGGCGAAGGAACGGCCACGCUGCAUUAUCCGCGGCUUUAUCCUAUGCGUCGCCGCCGCUCUGCCACGCGCUGCGAGAUGCCGACGUGAGCGCGGUGCAAGUCGGCGCUCUGGCUCUAGGAGGCGAUGCCGUCGCUAGAUUAUGCUUAGAACGGUUCUGCGUCGACCGCUACCUGCUCCAACCGGAAACUGAUGGCGACGUCGCGGCGAAGACUUCCGCGGGCGCAUGUGCGGCAAAGGAGGCGGCGCGGGCCAAGGCCGUGGCCGUAGCCGUCGUCGCCGGCGCCAUCGCCUCGGCUCUAAGACUACCAGCAACAGCCCCGGCGCCGGCCGGCGUCGCCGAGGCGCCGGCGCAGCCGCUGCAGACGACGCCGCCACCCACUCCUGAAAGAAGACGCGCUUUACGCUUAGCGGCGGCCGCGGCCGUGGCCGGCGCCGCGACGCCGCGACGAAACGCGGCGCAGCCUGGUGAAAGAGCAAGACGGGGCGCGUUUCGCGUCGCGCGGACGCCUCCCAACGACGACGACGACCCGGAGGACGUCGCGGCCGCAACACAAAGGGCGCGGCCGGCGCAGCCGCCGCCCAAGGAAGCUUUAGCGCCGGCGGCCGCCGAAUGUUUGUCUCUCAUUGGGAGGCUCGCGGCGGACGCGCCGCCGCCGCCUGGGGCGGAAGCCUUGGAGGAGCGAUGUUUGAGAGAAUUAGUGCACGCUUUAGCGGUGCAGCCCCAGCGCCAUUCCGAGGUCGUCGCGGUGGUCGCGGCCGCAGCAAAAGCUUUUGGGGGGGCUGUAAGUGCUGGCGGCGGCGCCGCGCGGAACGCGCCGGUGGUCCCCAUGGAGUCUUUGCUGAAUCGCGUCGCCGUGCGCGUCGAUGCGACGGGGGAAUUGUGGGAUCUGAGGCGGGAGUUGCACGGGGGCUACGACCCCGGCUUUCCCCGCCUGUCGAGAAGUGAUCACGAGAAGGCUCAAGAAAGAAUAGCAUCUAUCAGAAGAAGAUUGCGCGUGAAGGCCAUGCCGUUAGUAGCGAAGCCGUCGAAUUGCCACGCGUCUUUCGUAGACAUGCGCCAAUCUUUGUUACGAAGCCCGACGACGUUCCGAGCUCUGGAAGGCGCCUUCAGACGAGGUUCUUCGUCAUCGCAAGAAGCUGGUGAAAGAGAACUGGAGGGCGCCGCGUUACAUCUAGCGACACUCGUAGCACAUGACGGUUGUGUCGAUGAAUGGUCGAAAGUUAUUUACCCUGCGUUAUUGGAUCUGAGGGACCGGGGCGGCCUCGGUUCGCCCUUGUACGAUGAUGGCUUAGAAUGGCUCAUCAAGCAUGUGGCUACCCAAUCAAAUGAAUGUGCUUCUCUACUAAGGCAGCGAGCACCGCAACUCGCCGAGACGCCGACGUCGCCCGACGAGGAUCGCAAAGAACGCGCGAGACGGGCGAGGAAGCGCGUCAUGGCGCGUAUGAAGGCGAGGCAAGACCGGUUCGCGGCCUUGCUCGCGGCCGAGGAGGCCGCCGCCGAGGAGUCCAAGUCUGAGAAGCAAUGUGACGCGUCGUGCAUCAUGUGUCGGGGGGCGGCUACCGAUGAUGAUCCCCUGGGUUUUGUGGCGUUGGCGCAACGGAGUUGUGUGUUGGCGAGGCAAGUCGAUCGAGAACGACGAGGCGAUCGGAGGCGCUGGGUCGCGAAUAGAAGCUGCCAAGCCCGUCAGUUACUCAAAGACGGGCGACCUUCGGGUCGCGUCGUCCUACGCUUCAAGCGCGGCGACGAGGUGCGGGUGACUCAUGUCAGAGGCUCGUCGGCGAAGGUCCAGUCCUCCAACGUUGUGGGGUGGGUGUCACUGCGACAGGACCAGCACGCGGGCGUCGACGACGCGUUAAUUCCGAUGCAGCCGUCGGCGUGGAAGCGCUGGGGCCGGGUGAGGGUGCAUGUCGCUUCUUGCGGUCAUCGAGUGCAUUAUGGGUGCUGGGACGCGUAUUAUGCUUCUGUGUUACAGAAAUACCUGGCGGGAGAGACGUCGUACGACGGGAGAUUCUGCGUCGACGUGUCCCGAAGGGAGUUUUUAUGCCCGCUCUGCAAGGGCCUGGCGAACUGUCUGGUGCCCUGUGUUGAAGAUCCCGUCUUGGAAGCUAGGGACGAGCCCGCGGCUCCCCAACUAUCCUUGCCGGAGGUCGUCGAAAGGUGGCAUAACGCCCCUCCGGCGCCCGAUGCGCCCAGAACGUCCUUAGAUGGCGCGGCUCGAAGGUUAGUGGAUGCUUUAUCUGAUGCUGCUGAUGGUGGCGCGGCGCCGCCAGCAUUAAGGCCGCCGGCGGCGGCCUUAAGCGCGUGGGCGGCCUGCGGCUUUUCGUUGCUGUCCGCGACGCGCGGCGACGGCGACGAAAGUGCUAGAAGAGCCGCGAAGGCCUGCAUGCGCGCGUUGAGGUGCGGCGGCGUGGACGGCUACGCGAUGGUCGGGGGGGGUUCUACGUUAUCUUCCCGCUUGGCCAACCUGUUGAGCGGUGACGUGUUACUGCGGAGUCCGCCCCCGUUCCGCGCGACGGAGGAGGCCUGGGAGCGCGAGUCGUUGACGACCCACACGUCAUCGGCAGAACGCUUGCUGUUGAGGAAGUAUGGUUUACGGCGCUUCGUCGACGAGGAGAGCGUCAUAACCAUAAGAGCCGACGCCUUACACUGGGACGGUAGCAAGUGGCUCUGUAGAACUUUUGCCGAGGACCACAUGCUCGCGAUCAAUGAUAUGCUACGCCAGCAAAUCGCCCAGGCGACGCCGGCGCUACCUUUGGGCCUAUGCCACGCGCCCUUCGCGUUGGCACGGCCCGACGGCGCCGACGCGGCGACGUGGCGCGGCGAAGCCCAAGGCAACGCGCAGCGCACGGACGAAGCUUUAAGGCAGCCGCUCCUCGCGUGGGACUUGUGUGCGUUCUUUUGCGGGUGCUGCUCGCUCUGGCCGCGCGGCGACUUGUGUCGGUUGCGGGACGCGGUCGUGUUCGCGCGCAUCGUGCAACUGUUGCUCGAGCCGGAGGCGCCCACCUCUACUCAUGAGGAUAGCGAGGAGGAGAUUGAAGGAUUGCGUGUGUUAGAUCGCGUCUGUCGCUCGGCGGCGGGUCUGGCUCCUAGAUCAGUAGUGCCGUCGCCAUCUGCCGUAAAGGAGGCCGUCGGGCCGUUGGCCUUGGCCAUCGACGUCGCGUUGGAGGCUUGCUCUUCGACGCAAGAACCCCUAUCCAUCUCGUUUGCCCUACUAAGCACGCCGCCGUACGCUAGAUUAGCGGAGUGUUGGUGUAGGAGCUUUCGCGCUUUAUAUGAAGGGGCCUCGAGACCGCCUUUGAAGCCGCCGUCGGCGCCGUCCGACGAGGACGACGCGCUCUGCCUCUCGACGCUCGACGACGACGAUUCACAGGCGCGCUGCUUCGACGCUUCAGAUGGCGAGAUCUCCUCCGACGAUACGGAUGACGAGCAGCUGCUCCACGCGCCGAUUCUCGGGGAUGAUGAUGGCGUGUCCGGGGUCGGCGACGCGCCGACACCAUUAUUGGCUUCAUUGGCGGGCCACGCCGCGCCGGACGCUUCCGGUAGAAGACAUGCCACCUGGGACGUGUCCCACCUCGGGCUGCGCACGCUGCAGCCGUCGCGGCGCGCGACGCGCUUCGUCAAGCUGCCGGAGUCGUUCACGGAGUUGUACGCGCGACUCCGGGACGCGCGCGGGUUAGGUGGCGACGACGUCGACCACGGCGCCGCGGUCUGUUUGCUCACGGGGCGCGUGUUACAUGCGGGCGCGAAGCGGCCCGGUGCUCCCGGGAAUUGCACGUUACACGCGCGGCGCAUCAACGGCGACGGCGUCGGCGUCUUCUUCCUCGUGCUGAAAUGCGCGGUCCUCUUGGUGCGGGGGCCGCACGCGUCGUACGCGCCGUCGAUCUACGUCGACGACCACGGCGAGGAGGACGUCGGCUUGAGAAGGGGCGCGCCUUUGAGAUUACACGCCGGGCGCGUCGCGGCGCUGGAGGCGCUGUACAACACGCACGGGGUGGCGCGGGAAGUCGCGCGGCUCCGGGCGCGGUCGUCGCGCGUGAUCCGGGACAACUACUACUGAUGAGUAACUUUUGAUUGACAUA
Pelagomonas calceolata is the source of this 6973-nucleotide messenger RNA. Lineage: Eukaryota; Pelagophyceae; Pelagomonadales; Pelagomonadaceae. The record is from the annotation of a GenBank genome assembly.